CUCUCCCCGGUAGCGGCAGCUAGGGAGACGAGCCCAGACAGCGGGGAGGGGGAGUGGGGUCUAGAGGAGCGGGGAGAUUCACUGACAGCAGCAGUUAUGUUCACAUUAACAUAACUCGGUGAUUUUCGAUGAGUGGCUGGACAAGAUUUAACAAACCGUGGAGUCGGCUACGGUUUAUGACCAUCCUUAGGUUUCUCUCUGAGCUCUCUAGCCACGGACACGAAUACUGGAUAUAAUUGUGAAACCACCACGGUGGUGACCGUCCCUUUAAGAGCGGCUCCUGUAAUAAAGGUGGUGACCGUCCCUUUAAGAGCUGUGUGUGCAGUGUGGAUAUAGUGUGAUCCUGCCAGGAGAGCUGGAUGUGGAGCAGUGAGUGUGUCUCUGUCUAGCUCACUCCUCUCACACACACCUUGCCGCAGCCUUGGACAGAGGGACACAGAGACAGCAGCUACCCACUGAGCCUCUCUCCUCCCUGGGCUGUGAGACCGGACCUCCACCCCCUCCCCUAGCUGAGGACCAGGAGACCUCUCUAGAGACCCACAGCAGACCUCAGAGCAAUGUGACCACUGACUGAACCAAGCCAGGACCAAACAGGCUGUUAUGGAUCUGAGAAGAAGAAGAAACGGAAGAAACAGCACGCUGUGAAUCCCUGCUGGUCCAGUCACAAUGGUCCCAGUUCUGUUUUUGAUGGCAACCACGUUAACAACCAAUGACACUUCCAAUGAAGACCAGACAGGUGAAGACACUAAGUCCCAGAGUUCCCACAUCCUGCCUACCGUGCUGGUCAUCUCCGUGCUGCUUGUCAUCAGCAUACUGCUGGCCUGGUACUUCCUCAGGUUAAGAAACCAGAGAAAGGAGGUCGUCACAACAGUCGACAAGAAAAUACCGAAUGGAAUCCUGGAAGAACAAGAGCAACAGACAGUGGUGCUGCUUCCCAGAUCCCCCUCUGCCUCUAAGACCUACUUCCCCAUCUCAGUCGACUGUCUGGAGGAGGAGACCAGGAUACGUUCCGCUGACGACGGCAAACUCUUCAGAGAGGAGUUCAAUUCGUUGCCAUCUGGAUAUACCCAGGGGACAUGCCAGGAGGCCAACAAAGAAGAGAACAGAGAAAAGAACAGAUAUCCCAACAUCCUCCCAUAUGACCAUUCCAGGGUGGUGUUAACACAGCUCGAUGGAAACCUCUGUUCAGACUAUAUCAACGCUUCCUAUAUCCAUGGCUACACGGACAAUAACAAAUUUAUUGCAGCACAAGGUCCUAAACAAGACACAGUAGCAGACUUCUGGAGGAUGAUAUGGGAACAGAAGACAGCAACUAUUGUCAUGCUGACCAACCUGAAAGAGAGGAAAGAGGACAAGUGUUACCAGUACUGGCCAGACCAGGGCUGUUGGACCUAUGGUAAUGUCCGGGUGGCUGUGGAAGACUUUACUGUGUUGGUGGACUACACCAUACGGAAGUUCUGCAUACAAUAUCAGGCCAGUGACGGCACCAAGCCCUCCAGGCUGGUCACCCAGCUCCACUUCACCAGCUGGCCUGAUUUUGGGGUGCCCUUUUCCCCCAUCGGCAUGCUCAAGUUCCUCAAGAAAGUCAAGACGGUCAACUCCUCCUUCGCUGGUCCCAUCGUGGUUCACUGCAGUGCUGGUGUGGGAAGGACAGGGACCUUCAUUGUGAUCGACGGCGUGAUUGACAUGAUGCACCAAGAGCAGAAGAUUGACGUCUUUGGUUUUGUGUCCAAGAUACGAGACCAGCGCUCACAGCUUGUACAGACAGACAUUCAGUACUCGUUCAUCUACCAGGCCCUGUUGGAAUACUACCUCUACGGAGACACAGAACUGGACGUGUCAUCUCUGGAAGGACACCUGCACAAACUCCACAACACCCACGCCCCCUUCGACAGGGUCGGCCUGGAGGAAGAGUUCAAAAAACUGACCAACAUGCGGAUAAUGAAGGAGAACAUGAGGAUGGGAAAUCUCCCUGCCAACAUGAAGAAGAACAGAGUGCUCCAGAUUAUUCCAUAUGACUUCAACAGAGUGAUUAUGUCCAUGAGAAGAGGUCAAGAGUUUACUGACUACAUCAAUGCAUCAUUUAUAGAUGGCUACAGGCAGAAGGACUACUUCAUAGCGACCCAGGGUCCUUUAUCUCACACGGUAGAGGACUACUGGAGGAUGGCCUGGGAGUGGAAGUGUCACUCCAUCGUCAUGCUGACUGAACUACAGGAGAGGGAGCAGGACAAGUGUUUCCAGUACUGGCCCACAGAGGACUCAGUGACCUAUGGAGACUACACUGUAGAGAUGAAGGGAGACACUGUGUGUGACACCUUCAGUGUACGGGAUCUGGUACUCACCUACGGACCAGAUAAGCAGACACGUCUGGUCCGCCACUUCCACUUUCACGGCUGGCCAGAGAUCGGGAUCCCAGCCGAAGGGAAAGGAAUGAUCGACAUCAUCGCCUCGGUGCAGAGACAGCAACAGCAGUCAGGAAACCAUCCCAUCAUCGUACACUGCAGUGCUGGUGCAGGGCGAACAGGUACGUUCAUUGCACUGAGCAAUAUCCUGGAGCGGGUCAAGGCCGAGGGCCUGCUAGACGUCUUCCAGACGGUGAAGAGUUUACGGAUGCAGAGACCACAUAUGGUCCAGACCGUGGAACAAUACGACUUCUGCUACCGGGUGGUACAAGACUUUGUGGACAUUUUCUCAGACUAUGCCAAUUUUAAAUGAUGAAAUAUAUGCCUUACAAACAUAUUUUAUGUUCAAAUGUUGUUUUUGAAAUACCAGUCGGUCAGGCUUUGUGUUAUGUCCUUAGAAGGAUUAAAUGGUUUUCUAUUUUGCUAUGCACUUGUCCUUACUGUAACUAAAACUCCAUCCCUCGCUGUAAUAUACUGUAUGUCAAUGGACGAAAAAUUUGUAAAUGCCAAAAUGUAAGAUUAAUAAUGUAUAUUUCACAUCAUGUAUAAUAAUUAUUUUGUAAUGAAAUUCAAGUGUUUUUUUUUAACCUUGAGUCUCUUUAUUCACAUAUUUUAGUUGUUGUAUGAUACUGUACUUUUGUUAAAAAAUCUUGUUUAUUCA
Molecule: messenger RNA, 3063 nt
Organism: Salmo salar (Atlantic salmon)
Lineage: Eukaryota; Metazoa; Chordata; Actinopteri; Salmoniformes; Salmonidae
Product: receptor-type tyrosine-protein phosphatase epsilon
Biological process (GO): protein dephosphorylation
Molecular function (GO): protein tyrosine phosphatase activity
Source: RefSeq, a predicted model, not a curated record